CAGAGUUCAAAUGACGUCACUCAAUAAUGUCGGGCUGCCUGACGACGUGGCGGAGAGGAAAGAGGGAGGAGAAAUUAGACAAACCCGGCUGGCAGACUGACUACUGGCAUGAAUCAAAAUGUCACUGGGUGACACAAUGGAAAGCAUUUCUACUGAACUUGACAGUCAGUUGCCAGGCCCCAGUGAUAGUGACGCAUCAUCUGUGAAAGAAACAGAGCUGCAUUAUGAGGCCUCUGAGGCAAUAAAUGAACUCUUAGAAACAGGAGACGAGGCUGUGCCAUCCAAUGAGGGUGGUGGGCACCAGGCUGAGGAAUGCUCUGUCCAGCCAGAGGGACCUGCUGGAAGCACAGCCCCUGCAGGGAAGGGCAUGUCAGGGAGUGGGGUGACUGAGUGCACUGAGUCAGUGAGUCUGGAGCCAGCUGCUGAAACAGCACCGGACAAACAGGGUGCUCAGGAGUCAGCUGCAUCCACAGAGGGGAGAAGAUGGGGUGGCUGGGGCUCAUGGGGCAAGGCCCUUUUGACAACGGCAACAUCCACUGUUGGUCAAGGAAUAACAGCAGUCAAAGAAAAGGCAGCCACACUUACAAUCCACAGCGGCUCUUCAGCUUCUGAGGAGAGCAAGCAGUUCGGAAGUAAUGAAGGGGCAACACCAGAUGUUCCUGAAGACUUGGGUCUAACUGAAUCUCCUCCCUCAAAACCUUCAACUGGGUCACGGGGAAUGUUGUCAACCAUUACAAAUGCAGUUCAGAAUACAGGUAAGUCUGUGAUUACUGGUGGUCUGGAUGCACUGGAAUUUAUUGGUAAGAAGACAAUGAACGUGCUUGCAGAGAGUGACCCUGGCUUCAAGAAGACCAAAAUUCUGAUGCGGAGAACUGUAACUCUGUCACAGAUGUUAAGGGAAGCUAAAGAUAAGGAGAAGGAGAGGAUUGGUGAUCAGGUUGCAAUGGAGAGGACAGCACACUAUGGAAUACUCUUUGAUGAUUACCAGGGACUAUCUCAUCUGGAGGCUCUGGAGAUUCUCUCCAAUGAAAGUGAAUCCAAGGUUCAGUCAGCUUUAAUGUCAUUAGAAGGAGAAGAAUUGGAAAAUGUGAAAAGGGAUCUGAUUGCAAUUAAAGAACUCUUCCUGGAGAAGGAUUUUGGAGAUGAAGAUGAAGAUGAAAAAGUUUCUGAAGGAGAAGAGUUUGUGAGCUUACUAACAGAGCUACUUUCUGAACUGCAUGUUGCUGUCACCCCUGACAAACUCAGCAAGGCAAGGAAAAGGGCCCACGACUGGGUAAACAAAGUGGAUCUUUUAGCAGUGGAAAGUGAGGAAAAACCUAAAGAGGCAAACAAAGAACUAGGCAGCGAAAAACAUGAGGAAACAUGUGAAGCAGAGGAAGAUCAUUCAAAAUCUGUUGAGGAUAUCUACAUGUCAUCAGUUGAAAGCCUGGCAGAGGUGACAGCUCGUAGUAUUGAACAGCUUCACAAAGUGGCAGAGCUGAUUCUCCAUGGACAGGAUGAAGAGAAGCUAGCUCUGGAUCAGACCAGAAUCCUAACCAGGCUAACAGGUGCUAUGUGCAAGGAGGUAUCUUCGCUUUCUAAGAAGUUUUCUGAAACUUUAACUGCGGCAGGGAGCAAGCUAAAGGCAGAGGUCCUAACCCCCUGGAUUAACAGUGUGCUAUUAGAGGGAUCAAACAGCACCACCUACAUUCAGGAUGCUUUCCAGUUGCUUCUUCCAGUAUUACAGAUCUCACAUUUACAGUCUGCCAGCUCUAUAACACCCAGAGAAUGCUAGGAUUCCUGUUGGAAAAAGCGACAUUAUUAAUGGAAAUCAUACACUACAUAUAUAACUUCUUCUUACACUAAAAUAGUAGUAAUCUAUAUUUUCAUUAUGAACGCAGCCCUUUAAUUGAUAUUGUUUAAGAUGCCUGUUACAGUGACACAUUAUUGUAUUGUGCUUAAAUUGAUUCAGUAUUUACAGCAAUGAGAACAUGCUGAGAUUGACAUUUUUUGUUGCUAAUCAACAGACUAGUUGGAUAUGAUACAAGGGUUUUAGGCAAAACAUUAUCAUUGCAGCAAACAAAUAAAAAAAAUAUAUAUUUGCAAGCCUUUACAAAAUGGUGAGGUUAUGCAUAUUUAUAUUCUAUGAUGUAAUAGAUUUUGUUGCAUGGUGCAAGAGGUUUCUAUGACUUAGAGUAUCAUUAAUAUAUGUAUAAACUGAUUGAAAUCGUUGUAAAACAUACACUAUUGUGAAUCACAGCUGCAUUUUACAUUUAAAUGCUGAGUUUGUUGCUCUUGCACUUUGUACAAUUAACAGAACAAAUACGCUAUUAUUCCUUGGGUUUAAAACAAUUGAUCUGCGCAGCGGUGCACCUAAAUACCGUUGUUUAAAUCAUUAGAAUAGGACCUACCUGGGGUUUAAAAACAUCUCAGCGAAUUACCUAGUUACCUAGCAUUUGUUGUAUUUAUAGGCUGUCUGCCACAAUUGAAUCGAUUCAGCUACAACCCCCCCCCCCCAUUUGGUGCCCAGUCGCAUAUGUUUAUAUCUCUAAUUACUUGUUUUGUUUGUUUUUUUUUAACAUGACAUUAAUUAAUUUACCUAAUUGAUUUGUCAAAUAAAUUGUGUGGCACAGAACUAAAUCCAAUUAUAUUUAAAGAUUUUAAAUUAUAUGAAAGUGUAACUUUUUUCAAAACACAUCACAAGUAGAGCAACCCUAAUUUGUAUUCUGUGAACACACUGAUCAAUUAAUUGAAUCCAGUUAUAUCCUGCUCCAAGUUCACUAUUCAUUUAAUGAGCAAUUUGCCAAAAUGAUUAGCUUUAGAUAAAAAGUUAAUUGAAAUGGGCCCUAAGACGAUAACAUUGAUAAAUAGGCCCUGUCAUGUUCAGUCACUUAGAAUUAAAAUUGUGUGUAUUACUUAUAAGAAACUACCAUUAUGUUGGCAUAAGCCUAAUAGUCACACUGUUAAGCAGCCAUUUAAAUGAAAAAACCACUUCUUACCAAAAGCAUUCAAAUAAAAAAAUAAAUAGUG
Polyodon spathula (Mississippi paddlefish) is the source of this 3009-nucleotide messenger RNA. Its product is annotated as protein NOXP20-like. The transcript is spliced from 14 exons. Bases 119 to 1774 code for a protein of 551 amino acids. The record is from RefSeq and is a predicted model, not a curated record. NCBI's taxonomy places the organism in Eukaryota, Metazoa, Chordata, Actinopteri, Acipenseriformes, Polyodontidae.